CUUGGAAAAUUGUUUGUCAUGUGACUGUCAUGGCGUUAUGAAUCAGCGUAAAACUCAGCGCUACUAGCACUUUCAAGUCAACAGUCGGAGAGAAGAAUAAUUGGAAACAGAGAGGAAAUCGGUUGCCUUCCGUCAAGUUCAUUGUAGAUGCUGCCACCAUCAAACACUCUCCUAGUCAAAAGUGCAGAUGACGUGACAUUUCACUGUCAGUACGUUGCGAAGUUUACAGCUUGUACAGGCAGUAACUUGUUUUUCUCGUCCUCAAGAUGAACGCAAUUAUUGCCUUGUGUCAUUUCUGUGAAUUCCACGGGCCUAGUGUCUUGUUUUGCACACAGGCUUUCCACUGUGAAGCCCAUGAUCCUCUCAAAGGAACUUGCACUUCUGUUUUGGAGUGCGGAGCGUGUAUCAAACGGAAUUUUACCCGCUUUGGAUCAGAAACCCCAGGUUCUGAAAGUGCACAGGAAUCAAGACAAUCAUGGGCGUCAACUAGACCAAGCCAAUGUGAGGCUUGCAAGUCUUUAGACCACAAUCAUGCAGGAUAUAUCAGUAUUGAUCAUGAGGCUCACAUCAGUUACUAUAGCAACAGGUCACCAGAACAGCCAGAGCUGUACAGUGUUGUAAGGCAAGCAUGUGUUAGAAGUUUGAGUUGUGAGGUGUGUCCAGGUCGUGAAGGUCCAAUGUUCUUUGGGGAGGAGUCAUCAGGUUAUGUGUUCACUCACACCUUCUUCCUUAAGGACACUCAAUCUAGAGGAUUCCAGAGAUGGUAUAGUUUAAUUGCUGUUAUGAAGGACCGCAUUUAUUUAGUGAACUCUUGGCCAUUCUUAGUAAGCCAUUUCAGGGAAUUAAUAGAUGAACUGCAGGCCAAGGCAACUGGUGUUUAUGAUGCUGAGCAUGCUGCAAGUAUACAGAAAGGACAACACAUUCAGCCCAGUGCUAAUGGCCUCUUUCUCACUCCUGAUAUUUUUCGAAGACAGCGAGGUGGAAAUAAAACCUACAGAGGAAUUGCUGACCUUCUCAGAGACAAAGAUCUGUUUGCCACUCUCCACCAACGGUUUUCAUGGAUGCUGAAAGCAUGUGGAAACAGAAUAACUGAAAAGCUUCUUGAGGGACCACCAAAGGAGGAACUCCUGACAGAUCUAGAGGCUCAACUGGAGGAAGAUGAUGAUCAAGAAGACACUGACACGGAAAAGGAAUCUGACACUCCUGAAGAAGAGGACACGCGUGGACCAGUUUUCAGCUCUCUCCGGCACAUUCUAAAGGUUUUAGGAAGUCAGCACUUUCACUUGUUAGCGUUUCAUGUGAUUCAAGGCAACCAAGUCAUUGUGCGAGGCGAGAAACGAAAGACUGUUGAAUCAGUUCUGAACUGCCUCAAGGUUCUUAUACCAAGUGGAUGCUGUUCGUGUAUUCCAUACAGUACAAAGUACAAGGAUUCGUGGCAAUGUAAUUUCCUUGGUCUUGCUCCAGGAGUUGAGAUUCCGCCUCAUGUGUUGUCAUCUGACCUCUUUGUUCUACUUGAUAUCAUUUCCCCUCGAGGACAUGUCCCUGAAGGCCCUGUUGCCGACCAAUCAAGAGAUGACGAACACGAUUUCCCAGGGUAUGGGUUUGUUGUGUGUGGAAAAGAGAAUGCUACAGACCCUACCAUUCUGCAAAAAGUAGAAGAAGCCCUGGAUAACGACAGUCUCUCUGAUGCAGUGUUUGAUCAACUGCUGAUUUGUCUCAAGGAGGAGUGGAUGGACAAAGUUAAAGUGGUUUUCAAGUUUGCCCGGUCAGGUAACAGUACCAGUGAAGAUAAAGAAAAACUUCUAAAAAUUCUUGGUGCCAAAUCAGAGGAUGAAAUCGUUCUCAAGUUUUGGAUGACAGGACUAAACAAACAGUACAGAUCACAUCUGCUGACUUGCAGUAGUGCUGGCUCAACCUCGUGACCAUCACUCACAAACUUCCUCAGUCUGGAUGUUUGACAGUCCUCUUUCGGCAAGCUAGUUUCCAGUUUCCGACGGCUUUGAACAUUAUGGGGCUGUUAGCUCCUCGUCAGUUUGCCAUUUAUUGUUUCCAUGGUGAUAAGAGUGAUCGGCCACUUUAUAACUCUCAGGGAUGAAUAGGAGAAAACUUUGUUUGAGGGUGCUAUUGAGGUUACCUAGUAACAGACAAAUGGCGCAGAAUUCUAACUGACAAAAUAGUUUUUCCCUACGGCAGAAAGAGACAACUAACAAGUGACUCUCCAGGAUCAUUCUUUAUCAGAAACCAUCCUUACAGUUCCUUUAUUCCCAAGGGGUUCUGGAGAGAAAGUCCGAACUUCUCUGUGAAAGCUGUCCAUGUGUUUUGUUUGCACAAGAAAAUGACUUAUGGACGGAAAAACGGCAUCACUAAUCCUCCUUAAGUUUGGAACUAUAAGAAAUGUUAGCUUGUUACAAUGAUGAUGGAUGAUUUAAUUACAUUAAUCAAAUCGGUAGCGGAUUAGCAAUAUCAGAUAAAAUUAUAACAUUAAAAUGUCUGUUAGCGAGCAAACAAA
Orbicella faveolata is the source of this 2509-nucleotide messenger RNA. Its product is annotated as folliculin-like. Gene Ontology annotation, biological process: positive regulation of TORC1 signaling; negative regulation of transcription by RNA polymerase II; positive regulation of transforming growth factor beta receptor signaling pathway. Gene Ontology annotation, molecular function: GTPase activator activity. NCBI's taxonomy places the organism in Eukaryota, Metazoa, Cnidaria, Anthozoa, Scleractinia, Merulinidae. The record is from RefSeq and is a predicted model, not a curated record. Gene Ontology annotation, cellular component: cytosol.